GAAACCUUAGACAUGAAGACCGUUGCCACGCAAUUUCAAGCAAGUGGCUGACGCAGGGGCGAAUAAUUCCACCUUAUCGGAUGGCAAGAUAAACGGAGAACGCGAUAAAGAUGUAUUCCGUUCUCGCCGACUCGCUCUCCACUCGGAGUCACCGCGGGAAAAACGUGAUGCUCGAGAUGGCGUUCUCGAGGAGCGCAGAGGCCUCCCGUUCCGCUUCGGUCUUCCAAUUCAUGCACACGGUAUCGGAGCCUGUGGUGAAGUCCUCGGAGAUGACGGGAUCGAUGGAGAUCCACGCCCUCGCCCUCGCGAGGCGAGUCUUCGCCCGGUACCGGGACCACCUCGACGCGGCGCAGCGGAUCGCGGAGGGAAUGAAGGAGGAGCACGGGGGCGCGUGGAACUGCAUCGUCGGGCCGGACGCGUACGCUUGCGGCGGGCGGCGAUUGGGUCGCUGCCUCAUCGUCUUCUAUUUGGGGGAGGUGGCGGUUACGCUUUUCAAGCACAGAUCUUGAGGUCUUCAUCUCGUGACAUCGGUGAAUCUUGGUGCCAGGUGGCACGUGACGUUGUUUCGAUCUCGACUCGGUGUCGAAUGGUUGUGUGGAUGUUGACGUAUACUUCCGCCUUAAACCGGCAUUCGAGGUGUACGACGGAUCACUGUUUCGCUUAGAAAUAAAUUUUCAACUAUUGAAGACAUCAGAAUUACUCCAUGUAAGAACUCGAAGAAACUCUUUGGGAAAUAUCUCAUUUCAAAAUCAUGACAUUUCUCCCCAUUCAAUAUGGCGCCCGGCUUUUUUUAUCCUGAGCUCAAAUUCAUCAAACGCUACAAGAAGAUGCUGAAACGGCAUUGACUUUCCUGUGGAUGCUCAUCUCAAGGAAUUCCAAUAAUUUUCGUCUCUGACCAUACAUUUUUCUUCACAUCACAGAAAACCCUAAUUGCAACUCUGAUAUUCUUUAUUUAAGUAACAAUCAAACCAAAUAGGAGACAGGAAAGUAACUAAAUUACACAGUGAUUUUCCAUACACCUUGUUGAUUCGGUGGUUCCACUAGCAGUACAAAUAUCUCGUGUGUCAUGUCUUGCUGUGAAAGAAUUGUCUCUGUGUUUAUCAGGGUUUGUUAAAGGGUACACGCGCGACCUCUCGAAACGCAUGUCUCUCAGUGUUCCUGGCUGUCUAUUGUCGAAUCAUCUCUUUUAAUUUUAUAUUUGACACAAUUUCUUAGUCCAACAUUGAUUCAAUGAUGGUUAGCAUUAAGCCG
Messenger RNA from Darwinula stevensoni, 1251 nucleotides. NCBI's taxonomy places the organism in Eukaryota, Metazoa, Arthropoda, Ostracoda, Podocopida, Darwinulidae. The record is from the annotation of a GenBank genome assembly.